Ochotona princeps (American pika) is the source of this 3764-nucleotide messenger RNA. It is a transcript of the gene MICALL1, whose product is annotated as MICAL like 1. The record is from RefSeq and is a predicted model, not a curated record. Gene Ontology annotation, molecular function: protein binding. The coding region runs from base 378 to 3005 and encodes 875 amino acids. The transcript is spliced from 16 exons. Lineage: Eukaryota; Metazoa; Chordata; Mammalia; Lagomorpha; Ochotonidae.
GGCGGGGACCUAGUCGGUGAGAGGCCCGCCCGCGGCCGGCCCACAAUGAGGGGAGCCGGCUGCCGUGAGUAAGGGCAGGCGGCCGGCCGGGGCCGGGCCACGCGGGGCGGAGGCUGCCGGGGCAGGUCGGGGCAGGGCUGGCCAGGCGGGCGGUGGCGGUGGGAGCCGUGCCCGGGGCCCCGCACCACGGAGCGCGCGACCUAGGACAGCAAGGCAGGCCGGCCCGGAGCCCCGCGCCCUGCACUCCAGCGCCCGUCCGUGGGCGCCCCGAGCUCCGAGCGGCGCCGGGCAAGAAAAGCGUGCCGCAGCCGCAGCCGGAAAUCAGCCUCGGAAAUCGGGGGCCCCCACCAAGCCGGAGUCAGAUCCCCAGUGGAGACAUGGCGGGGCCGAGGGGCGCGCUGCUGGCCUGGUGUCGCCGCCAGUGUGAGGGCUACCGCGGCGUGGAGAUCCGCGACCUGAGCAGCUCCUUCCGGGACGGCCUGGCCUUCUGCGCCAUCCUGCACCGGCACCGGCCCGACCUGCUAGAUUUCGAUUCACUUUCCAAGGACGAUGUUUUCGAAAACAACCGCUUGGCCUUUGAAGUGGCUGAGAAGGAACUCGGCAUCCCUGCUCUCCUGGACCCCAAUGACAUGGUCUCCAUGAGUGUCCCCGACUGCCUCAGCAUUAUGACCUACGUGUCCCAGUACUACAACCACUUCGCCAGCCCAGGCCAAGCAGCUGGUGUCUCACCGCCCAGAAAGGACCCGACACCCUCCUCCUCACCAUCUGUGACACCCAGUACUGAAGAACCAGGAGACGGGACUCAGGGCGAGGAGCUGUCUUCCCCCAGCAGCCUGUCGGAGCAGGGCACCCACCGAACCCCCAGCAGCACCUGUGCCGCCUGCCGGCAGCAUGUGCACCUGGUACAGCGAUACCUGGCUGAUGGCAGGCUCUACCACCGGCACUGCUUCCGGUGCCGGCAAUGUUCCAGCACCCUGCUUCCCGGGGCUUACACAAACGGACCCGAGGAGGGCACCUUUGUGUGUGCAGAACGCUGUGCCAGGCUGGGUCCAGGAGGCCGACUGGGACCCCGGUGUGCGCCAGCCACACAGUCGAAGCCGCUGCCGGCUGCCAAAGAUGAGGAUGCAGGUGACACCAGCCCUGCAGAGGGUGCAGGUGCCAAGGCAGAUGAUGCCAAGGCCGUCCCUGAGGCCCGGCCCCAGCUCGCUGCCAAGCCUCGGCUUCCCAGCAAACCCCAGGAACUGACAAGUCCUCCUGGCAGCCGCCCCACACCCGCCCCCAGAAAGGCCUCAGAGAGCUCAGCCCCGACGCCCCCCACACCCCGGCCCCGAUCCAGCCUGCAGCAGGACAGCUUGGCAGAGCAAGCUGGUGGCAGCAGCCUGGUGAACGGAAGACUGCAUGAACCCCCUGUCCCCAAGCCCAGAGGAACACCCAAGCUGUCCGAGAGGACGCCACCUCCCAGGAAGGACCCUCCUUGGAUCACACUGGUGCAGACAGAGCCCAAGAAGAAACCAGCCCCGCCUCCGCCCCCCAGCAGCAGCAGCAGCAGCAGCAGCCCUGGGCUCCCCAGGCGGGGCGGCCAACAGCAGGAGAGCGGGGGUGUGGAAGAGGCGCCCCAGCAGAGCCCCACUGCUUCCCAGGAGCCCAAGCCCUACAACCCCUUUGAGGAGGAGGACGAGGAGGAGCAUGGGGAGCAGCCCCCAACAGGGCCCAGCCCUGGCCCGGCACACACAGAGGCUACGCCCAAGUCCCUGCACCCCUGGUACGGCAUCACCCCCACCAGCAGCCCCAAGACUAAGAAACGUCCUGCCCCGCGAGCACCCAAUGCGUCGCCGCUUGCGCUACAUGCCUCUCGCCUCUCACACUCGGAGCCCCCAUCGGCCACGCCGUCGCCAGCACUCAGUGUGGAGAGCCUGCCGUCAGAGAGCUGUAGCCAGGCUGCCAGCACGCAACUUCUCGAGCCGCCUGCUGUGCCCAAGAGCUCCUCGGAGCCUGCUGUCCAUGCCCCUGGCACCCCCAGCAACUCUGCCAGCCUCUCGGCCAACUCCUCCUUAUCUUCCUCCGGGGAGCUGGCACAGCCUGGUCCCAGCCUCGCCCCCAGGACUCCGGCCAGCCCAGGUCCCCAGCCAGCCAAGCCGAGCAGUCGUGCCGCCCCCAUCCCUACCCCUACCCCCACCCCUACCCCCACCUCCACCCCAGUAGGAGACAAGAACACUGUGCCUGCACCUGCACCUGUACCUGUACCUGCACCUGCACCUGCGCCUGGAACCUCGUCCCCCCAGCUUCAGGUAAAGUCUUCCUGCAAGGAGAAUCCUUUUAACCGGAAGCCAUCCCCCGCAGCAUCCCCUGCCACCAAGAAGGCCACCAAGGGAUCCAAACCGGCAAGACCACCUGCCCCCGGCCAUGGCUUUCCACUCAUCAAACGCAAGGUCCAGGCUGACCAAUACAUCCCUGAGGAGGACAUCCAUGGAGAGAUGGACACCAUUGAGCGCCAGCUGGAUGCCCUGGAGCACCGGGGGGUCCUGCUGGAGGAAAAGCUGCGUGGGGGUGUAAAUGAGGGCCGUGAGGAUGACCUGCUGGUGGACUGGUUCAAGCUCAUUCACGAGAAGCAUCUGCUGGUGCGGCGGGAGUCGGAGCUCAUCUAUGUCUUCAAGCAGCAGAACCUGGAGCAGCGGCAGGCCGACGUGGAGUAUGAACUGCGCUGCCUCCUCAACAAGCCGGAGAAGGACUGGACGGAGGAGGACCGGGUCCGGGACAAGGUGCUGAUGCAGGAGCUUGUAACCCUCAUUGAACAGCGCAACGCCAUAGUCAACUGCCUGGAUGAGGACCGGCAGAGGGAAGAAGAGGAAGACAAGAUGUUGGAAGCCAUGAUCCGGAAGAAAGAGUUCCAGAGGGAGACUGAAUCUGAGGGCAAGAAGAAGGGCAAGUUCAAGACCAUGAAGGUGCUGAAGCUGCUAGGGAACAAGCGUGAGGCCAGGAGCAAGGCCCCCGGGGACAGGAGCUGACCACGACAGGGCUGCCGGGCCCUUGUGCUCCUGGAUCGGCUGCCAGGCUGUGCUUCAGCCGAGAGGAAAGAGAACUUUUAGGGAGGGAGCCCCUGACCUGCAGCCUCUCCCCGCUCAGGGUCCUUUGGCUGGUCUGGGCCAAAGAGUUUCCCCUUCCCUCUGUGUGCCCCAGGCAGUGGUGACUCAGCCCUGCCACCUCCACAUGCUGUGACUGAACCCAAGGCCAAGUUGGCCCCACCAUCCCAGGUCUGCUUUCCUAUGUGCCACCCUGCUCUGGUAGGCUGGCUCCUCACUUCAUUUUCACAGUCCCAAGUUCUGGCCGCCGUGGCAAGUGCAGGGGCAGGGCCGGCUCUUCAGCUUCCUCCUGCUCCGCACAAGUUCCCCCCAUCCCUCACUCUGCUCUAUUUAUGAAGUCCCCAUUCAGUCUGUGCUAGCUGCCAAGAGGGUGGGCUGUGUCGCUUGGCCCCUCCCCUUACCCUUGGGGUUCUCCCCAGCUGACUGCUUCCCCCAGCCUAGAGCUGGGGGGCCAGGCUGGGGUGGACACGCUCGGGUAGGUGCUAAUACUGCUUAUUUGCCUUGUUGGUGCUGUUCCCAGGCCUGGUGGAGAGCAUUGCACUGCAGGGUCAGGGCCAGCACCCAUCACUGGGAUGUCCCAGAAUCUCUCUUGCCCCUGCCAGCUGCACUCCCCUCUGGGAGAAGAACACAUGCUGUACCAACUCUCACUCGCCUUCACCAACAAUAAACAGAGACCACCUCCAG